This is a messenger RNA of Carassius carassius (crucian carp), 2092 nucleotides long. Its product is annotated as rhomboid-related protein 3-like. The record is from RefSeq and is a predicted model, not a curated record. NCBI's taxonomy places the organism in Eukaryota, Metazoa, Chordata, Actinopteri, Cypriniformes, Cyprinidae. The coding region runs from base 510 to 1733 and encodes 407 amino acids. The transcript is spliced from 10 exons. Gene Ontology annotation, molecular function: calcium ion binding; serine-type endopeptidase activity. Gene Ontology annotation, cellular component: membrane.
GUGAAAGGAGGCGGGUGCCUCUCGUUUACCUCCCCAUGCUGUCUGCGCUUCGCUCGGUCACAGUGAACUUUGGCAAAGCGCUCUGUGGAUGCUGGCAGGAGUCGCUUUUUUCUCGGGCGCUGCUGGCACGCGCUGUGGAUGCGAAACAAACAACAGCAAGGUGACUGUUUGAAUAUGAAUCCGGACCCUACUGGGAAAGACAGUCGUGUUUAAAAAUCCAACGCGAACUUAUGUGUGACGUACCGUGGAUUUUCAGUGUCUAAAACAUCCUGUAAUGAAAUAUGAAAGCGAGGAGGAAUUCCACAUACCCCCUUAAAAUGGGAUAAACUCAACGUGCCAUAGGAUAUGACAGACGUGGGAAAAUGCGAGUUUAGCUCUGCAUGAAGUUUGGAGUUGUCAAAACCAUAUGUGGCGAGAUGUGGCGGAAUAUACCUGAACAAGACAUCAUGGCAGAACUUUAUGAGAAGAGAUAAUCAUUGUUUGGGUAAAUUGAGAGGGGCACAGAGGCUAUGGUGAACUCAUCCCCAGCGGUCGCUGCUCACGCAGAGGGUGAAGAGAUCGAGGUGCUAGAGAGCACUGAUGUCCUUCCUGUAGCUCCAGAAGACCAAUGGAAGUGUCUUUUUGAUAAGUAUGACCCAGAGAAUUCAGGCUUCAUCAGUACUGAGCGUUUCCGAGACCUGCUUGCGGCUCAUGGAUCAGAACUGGACCCCCACAAGCUGGAGGUUCUUCUUGCCCUGGCUGAUGGAAAUGCUGAUGGAAAGAUCUGCUACCAGGAUUUUGUUAACCUGGUGAGUUCUGAAGAUGAACUUGAGAUGAGCAACAAGCGCUCAAACAGUUUCCGUCGAGCGAUCCUGCAGGGGAGUCGGCAACUCAGGAAUUCUGCACUGAGAGAGGAAGUGGGUUUGGGUCUGUCUCGGAGACUUGUGCGUCAUGUUGCCUAUGAGACUUUGGCGAGAGAGGUGGACCGCAAGUGGUACUUUGACAGUUACACCUACUGUCCACCACCAUGGCUUAUGCUGGCCAUCACUAUAGCAGAGGUUGUUGUCUUUAUGUAUUACGGAUUCCAACUUAACCGCUGGGUUCUCCAAGUGUCAUCACCAUACUUCCUGAAGGGCCCAUUGCCAUACCACCCACAGCUCAGAACUCAGGCCUGGCGCUACCUUAGCUACGUCUUCAUGCACGCAGGAAUUGAACAUCUGGGUCUAAAUAUGGCCAUGCAACUUUUGGUGGGUGUGCCAUUAGAGAUGGUCCACGGAGCUUUGAGAAUCGGCCUGGUGUAUGUGUGUGGCGUACUGGCAGGUUCAUUGGCAGUGUCAGUGACAGACAUGACAGCACCUGUUGUCGGUUCAUCAGGCGGAGUCUACGCUUUGGUCUCCGCCCACCUCGCCAAUGUUGUCAUGAACUGGUCAGGAAUGAAGUGUCAGUUCAAGCUCUUUCGCAUGGCAAUGGCUCUGGUGUGCAUGAGUGUGGAGUUCGGUCGUGCCGUCUGGCUUCGAUUCUAUCCCCCAGCAUUCCCACCAUGCCAUAAUCCCAGCUUUGUGGCCCAUCUGGGGGGUGUGGCAGUGGGCCUCACUCUUGGUGUUGUGGUUCUUCAGAACUAUGAACAGCGUUUGCAGGAACAGUCCUUGUUCUGGAUCUUCUUCAGUGUCUACACACUCUUUAUCCUCUGUGGAAUCUUCUGGAACAUUUUUGCUUACAGUCUCUUGGACGUCAAGUUACCCCCACCUCCAUGAAGGCCGGAGUGUGUGUGCAAAAUGACAGGCAACAGCAUUUAACAGUUGUAAAGGUCAUAAAUGAGAAACAAAUGCUAAAUACCUUACUGCAGCCCUCCUGCAAGUUUGCAGUUUGUGUUAGUGCCUAAACCAUGCCAAGUCAUCAAAGCAGCUAAAACAGCAGAUUCUGAUUUUUAAGCAAUGUUGAAUGUAAAGUUGCAGGAGAAGCUCAAUGGUUGAUGCUUUUUACAGCUAUAUACUUUGUGCCAGCCAUCGAGGGCUAUCAGUGAUAGCACAAGUAUUAAUUUCAAAAUAAAACUUUAGGGUUUAGUAGCUGCUGCUGGCUUGUCAGUUUUUCAAGGUGCCAGGUAAAAUCAUUU